This is a messenger RNA of Plasmopara halstedii, 294 nucleotides long. RefSeq lists its product as uncharacterized. The record is from RefSeq and is a predicted model, not a curated record. NCBI's taxonomy places the organism in Eukaryota, Oomycota, Peronosporomycetes, Peronosporales, Peronosporaceae. The coding region runs from base 1 to 294 and encodes 97 amino acids. The transcript is spliced from 3 exons.
AUGGCAGUAUGUACUAGUCAAACAGCUUAUUGGCGCUUAACGUGUCAAGUGUCGACUGUAUUUGGAGGCGUCUCGACGGCAGAGCAACUAGAGAAGGCUGCAGCUAUCGAGCUCUAUGUUGAAAUUUCGAAGCGGCAAAACCCUUCAAUUUUGGCGACCUUACGUUUCUUUUGUCGCAAGACGUACACAUCUCACACGCGACUGUCAACACAUCGACAAGUUCUUGAAAGCCCACCACCAUCAUUUCUCUUAAUCGAUCCCUCACGCUUCGACGUUGACAAGUUCAGAGCAUAA